AUGGCCGCUUCGGCUCCUCCAGCUUAUCACGAUGUGGUUUCACCUGACGAGGCCAGUUCAUUUAGAAGUUCUGUUCCAGCGACGCAAGUUGAACUGCAUGUUUCUUGCAGGUAAAACAAUUCUUGGAAAUAUUAGAGCGGUUUGUUAAACAGUGAGGUCAACUCAGUCUUGGGCAACGAGAACGAGGAACUACAUGUAGCACUCUUGACAGCUGUUUUAGAAUGCACAUUGCAUUAAGUGAGCAAAUGCAUUUCACAAUCUGUUGUGAAGAUAUUUUCUCCAUAUUCAUCUUGACGAAACCUUAAGGGUAUAAAAACAUUCGGAUUAACUGUAGAGUCUGUCUGUAAUUUUUUUACCCCAAUCUGCCUCAAUGUAUGUUUCUUGCAUGUAUCAAAUCGUCCGCGAGUUCUCAUGGCCAAAGCAGAAUUUUUUUGAGGGGGUUUUCAUCGUUGACUAUAAAAAAUGAGAAGUCUGAGAAAACUGCAUGUUAUCAAUUUAUUUGAUAUUGCUUAUAUGUCUGAAAACUUUGUUUUUAGUGUGACAUGCUUAACUGCAUGCCUGUUAUUAUAUCCAGCUGUUUGAAUGACUUAAGCUUAAUUAUCGCCUUUCUUUUAAUCGUUUGUGUAUGUGUUUUCGACUCUUUAAGAAAUCUCGCUGAUAUGGAUGUUUUUUCCAAAUCCGACCCAAGUAAGUACCUUAAAAUAGCCGCUUACCUGUACCGAAACCAAAAUUUACUCUCCAUGCAUAAAUUGUAAUAGGUGAGCUCAGAUGUUCCAGUUUGAUGGUCACACAAUGCAACUUUAUUUACAGACUCAAAACUAGGUACCUUGUAUUCAUUUAUAAGUUUUUCUGACUCCUGUUCUUAAAUCAACGAAAAAGCUUUUGUAGCCAUUUGUUUAUUUGUUGUUUUUUUUUUGUCAAUUCAGCAGUGAAGCAUAGUUAUUCAAAAGAAAAAAAAUGUGGUUUUGCCACCGGUGACCAAAAAAAGUUAUGUCAUAAUAUCUGAUCAUCAUCUAUUUCACACAUGCCAACUCUUUCGGAUCCGACACCAAUCUCCUGGUCUCCUGUACGGGUCACCAUAUCUCCUGGAUAAAAUCAUCUUUAGAUCUUUUCUGUGCCUUAGUUUGAGAUUCAGCCCAUUUUUAGCUCAAAACUUAAAUUUUUCUUGUUCAUUGUAUGGUUUCCGGGGCAUUUUCGCACCUAUUUAGUCAUUGACAAAGAUUAUUUCUGCCAUCAAAAUGAUGAUCGCGAAUUUUGAUAGUAUGUAUCCCAUGUAAGACUUCAUAAUGUCCUUAGUCAUUCCCAUAUUUGUUGGGGGUGGGGUUCAUUGAAUUUCUGGCGGGGGGGGGGGGUAGUGAAAAAGAGAGACUCUCCAAAUUUUAGAUCUUCAGAAGCUGGUAUCUCUGCUAUUUGCUCCUAACAAUGUCAAUGGUUGCAGUGGGUGGGGGUAGAGAUAGGAGUAGGUGGGUUAAUUCUGGGUGCAUGUCCUCGAUUUGUCCUCAAGAAAGGAAGGGGGAUAGUACCCAGAAGAUAAUUAUUGCAUGUAUCAAGUAUAAUCAGGUACAUUGUAACUGACAGUAUCUUUUUUCUCUCAGUGGUAGUCAUGUACACUCAAGCUAUGGGAAGCAAAGAGUGGAGAGAGGUAGGUACAGGUGGAAUAGUGGUGGAUUUAAACCAUGUUUUUGUGGGAAUGUACCCUGUUUAAUGAUUAUUGUUGUUAAUACUCUCAGUUAAAGGAGUUAAAUCUGGUUUUCUCUGGCUCAGGGCACCAUGUCAUGAGUCCUGCAUGGCUAUUCACGGAAAGGGCUUAUAUAAUUUAUUUUUUUUCUAUGGAGGAUAAUAGAUCUGUAGUAUUUGUGUCUGAACACUUUGCUGAAUAAGAACAAACAUAUGGUAUGAAAUAUAGCAAAUGGUUAGUAAAUAAUGGCGCCAUUCUCGUGGUUAGAGUUCUCUCCCUGGUCACUCAAAAGAUAGACAGGGUGCCCAAAUUAUUUGUUUGAAUUAAAAUGUUCCAAGAGCAGACUACCAGACUGCCCUAAUGAAAAGUCUAAUCCUAAUCCCUUCCACAUUUACUCCAAAACCCAAGUGCCUUUCAUUCGAUCUGAUCUGUUUGCACUUACUGAAAUAUUUCCUCCCUUUCCUUUUAAAAUUUUCCCAAUUUUAUGGAGAACCAUGGACUCUUCACUUCCAUAGCUAAGCAUAUAUGUAUUACAGGUCAAAUUAAAUUCAGGUUAAUAUUUUUUAACCUAGUUAGAUUCUCAAUUCCCUUUAUAGUCUCAUAGCCCUUAUUCAUGAAUAAUACCUUAAGGGCUAGGAGAUAAAGCAAAUUGAAAAUCAAACUAGGUUAAAAAUUUUGACCUGAACAUAACUGUGACCUGUAACAUAUAAGCAUCAGAAUAAACCUAACUCUCAUGUUUUCUUUUAGUUUGGCAGAACAGAACACAUAAUGAACAACUUGAAUCCUGAUUUUGUCAAGACUUUUAUCAUUCAUUAUUUUUUUGAAGAAAUGCAAAAGCUUCGAUUUGAAGUGUAAGUGGAUGUGUUGUCCUUCACUUUUAUCCUUGAUCUAGUUUUUCUGACAGAUGAUUUAUAGGUUAUUUAUUUAUUUUUAACGUCUUAGGUAUGACAUAGAUAAAAAAUCUUCCAGGUUAUCAGACCAUGUAAGUAUACACAUGAGUAUCCUGGUUAUUCAUUUAAAUCUGCUGGAAAAUCUCUCUUUAUCAAUGAAUUCAAAUCCCUAACAAAGAUUUUCAACGUUCUCGCUUGUUUAUUAGGAUUUUAUUGGCUCAAUGGAAUGUACUCUGGGAUCCAUUGUUGGAGAAUUUGGUGGACGACUGCAGAAAUCUUUAGUGUAAGUUAGCAUGGUGCACUGUGGAUAAAUCUGACACUACUGAAAAUUACCUUGCUGUUUAAUUCGUUCUCUCUGAAUUUAUGCAAUUAAAAGAAUUCUAAUUAGUCUGUUUCCCUAGAAAUCCAAAGAUAAAGAGAACUGGAACAAUGAUUGGCGAGUAUUUUUCUCUUGUUCUGAUCAUUUUUUUUGGCUAUCAUAGUAUAUUUUCAAUCAACAUUUAGCUUUGGAGAUAUCCUAAUCUUCAUUUCAGAUGUCUGACACAUUAACCAAAUCUGGCUGAUCUGUUGUUUGAUUAAAAAAUUCCUGUUUGUUUUAUAGUAACUGCUGAAGAACUCAGUGAUUGCAAGGUUAGUAAGGGAAUGAUCAGAACCAAUUAGUGUCUUUUUUAACAUUUUGGAACUGUUUUGCAAUGCCACAUUUAGGGCAAAAUGAUUGGGGAGUGCUGUGGUAGUCAUGUGCAGAAAUCAUAAAAAUUAUAAUUUAUAGGGUACUGUACUUACCCUCUGAUCAGCUGCACCUUUUUUUGCAAAACGAAGACCGCAGUUAGGGGUGCAGGUUAUAGCAGGUAAAAGCAUUUUGGCACCUAUUAACAUGCAUGAUAUCUCAUAUUGUUAAAAUGACUUGGAAUUUUAUGUGCACUUCAAAAUUUUCCUUGCAUUAAGCAAAUACAACUAUGGGUAAGUAGUAAUUCAAUAUCUUUGCAAGUUUUAAAACGUGUUUGAAGAAGUCCAGUAUGGCUUGUAUAGUGUAGCCAAGCAUUCCUCCGCACAGGCUUUCAAAGCACUUCCUUUUCCCAAAUUAUGAAAUGAAAUGUGGGCUCAAACUUGAUGAACAUCUGUGGUCAGGGUUGUCAGAAGUUUUGAAGUAGAUGGCUAAGUUGUCAAAGUAAGCAGCCAGUCCAGGGAUAUUUAUUUAAAAAUGCCAUCCAUAAAGAAAUGCCAACAGAGUAGCUGGCCGAUUCUAAACAAGUAGGCGGCGAUUUUCGCCGGCAGCCGGCUACUUUUGACAACCCUGUGUGGUCCUCUUUUAGGAUGUUGUUACACUCCAGUUUAAUGGCAAAAAGCUCGACAAGAAAGACUUCUUUGGAAAGUCAGAUCCUUUCUUGGUGUUUUACAGAUGUAAUGAAGAUAUGAUUAACAUUUAUUUUACAUGUAGUUUUUUUAAAAUUCUUCAGAUCAAUCAGGGUGGAAUGUUACGACUGGGACAGAGAUGGAGGGUGAGAAAGUCAAGAGUGGUGAUUUUCUGUCUCUAAAUAAAAAAAUUAUAUUUAACAAUAAUAAUUAAUUAUUAUUCUACGAGUGUGUGCUGGAUAUGAGUUGGCUAUAGUCAUCUCAUAUCCAACAAGCGUGAGUGGAAUUAUUGUUUUAUUAAAAAUGCCAACAAAAUAUCGAGAAUUUUUCCCGCCUUUAUUUAUAACAACAACAGAUUUUCAGCUUGUUUUUAAUUUUGAGCAGAUGCGUACAGUUACCAUAUUUGGAGAGCAUGGUAUAAUGGCUCAUAUAGCAUGAUGGCUAAGCCAAUCAGAACUCUAGAAUUGCAUUAUCCAAUGAUUCAGUUUUUAAUAGAGGCUGUUAUCCUGUUGUUGAAGUUGAAUGUAAUCGAUAUCGGGUUUAACAUCACUUCCAUUUGUAGGCAUGAUCUGAUAGGCAUCUUUUCAACCACCAUAAAUGAGCUGAAGUCAGUCUCUGGAAUUACAUAUGAGGCAAGUUUUAUAACGUUUUGCACUGUAGCAGACCCCGAUAAGCACAUAGCCUCAUAAAGCUAGAGAAUCAUAGCAUGUUUCAGCACAGGAUUACUUACUUAGUUUACUUACUCCAGUCCAGCAAAACAUCUUAUUGCAUUGGAAGAUCUAGAAUUUAUUAGGAAAGGUGGACUUACUCGUCCAUACCUUUGUUCUUUUGUCCUUCCUUGUUUUCGCUUCUUCCCUUCCUAUAUAGCUUUAAGUAGUUUUACUACCCAUGAAAUGGAGCACUGAUAGAGAGGGGGCCGAGGGUAAAAUGAUCGCAGUCAGGGGUGUAGCCAGCUUUUUGACUAGUUGUAGGCCUGGUUGACUUUCAUCUCCACAUAAUUAUCCUGAAAAUUGCACGCAUGACUAGUACGCACCGACUUCCCAUAAUUUAUUACAAGCGGUAGAGUGAUCAAACCAAAAAUUUGUAGUCCCAGGUCUACAGGUCUAUGGGCUGGCUACACCCCUGGCACUAUCGGCCUCAGGUUUGUUAGUCUGGAGGUUCUUCAUGACUAGUAAUACCUUGCAGCUUCACUUGUAGAUGGAGCUUAGAACUAUUUACAUGUGGCAUUCUUCUUUUGACAAUCUUAGGUCAUAAAUCCCAAGAAGAAAGCAAAGAAGAAAGGAUCAUACAAAAAUUCGGGCACAGUAAGUGUUUUGGACUUAAAAACUGCUUACUGAUGAGAGAAUUGGUAAUAAAAGUUUUUUACUCCCAAAACCCUAAGGACCAAAGUUUCAGAAAAUGCUUAAUUUCUCAUCAUGAAAUGCUGUUAAAUAAAUUGCACUUAGCAAUUUAAAUUACUGCCCCAAAAGGUUUUAUUUUGUCAGGAAAUCAGCUGGCAGAUAUCUGAACUAAAGUUAGUGUCAAAUCCUGUUCUCGUUUUUUUCUUUAAAGGAGGGAGUAAAAAGGCGAAAAUUAAGAAUAAAUGUACCUUUUUUUCUGAUGGGAACAUUUGUGAUUAUAAUAUGCCAUUAGAUUGGAGCUGACCUAUAUACUCAACUUCAGGAUCAGGCUAGAAAACAGUUAUAUGGUACAACCAAUGCAGCCGUCACCCUUUUCCCUGUUUUAAUAAGAAUCUGGUUUUUAAUCUCUUCCACAGAUUUCCCUGCUUCAGUGUAGGGUAGAACAACAACCUUCUUUUUUGGAUUUCAUCAGAGGAGGGUAGCUACAUUAAUUUUUGUUGUGUACAUGUAUCUAAAUAGAUGGUAUAUUAUUAAUUUUCCAUAUCUAGCCGAAUUUUUGAUAACCAAACGUUAUCGCCAAACGGACUUUUUGCAUCCAACAGUUGUUUUCGGCCAAAAAGUAUCUCCAAAGUAGACAUAAUGAAAACUAAGAGUGCAACCACUGCUUUUUUUCUCUUCUCCUCGUCCUUUCUCUUUCCCCUUUCCUUUUCCUUUGUGGCUGUGAUUUUGGAGCUUCUCGGGCUUAAGAAACCUGUCUUUUGACGCCUUUUCACUCAAAUGACUGAACAUUUUCGUUAGGUUGGUUUUCAAAAAAUCGGUUAGAUGUGGAUAUAGCUGAUUGUGCAGGGUUAUAUUCAUUGAUAGUUUUGUCUCAGUCUCAAGUUGGGGCGGACUAACCCCUUAGCAAGGAGUUAACUGCACUUCCAUCCCGUUAAAAAUCACUGGAUAAUCUUGGGGAGGAAUUUUUAAAGCCUAAGAUUUUACACAGUUCAAAUUUAUGUAGGGAUUAUGGUGGUGGUGUAUGAUGGAAUUGGGAUGGGGGGGGGGGGGGGGAAAAAAAAAAAGACAAAAAAACUUGAAAAAAAAAAAAGGGAGAUUCCUUGAGCCAGCCAUUUCCAAAGGAGCGUGUAUUUCAAAAACCCACAGAAACCCGUCUUUUUUUUUUUUUUUUUUUGUGUUUGAAAUAUGAUUAACAUUUAUUUUACAUGUAGUUUUUUUAAAAUUCUUCAGAUCAAUCAGGGUGGAAUGUUACGACUGGGACAGAGAUGGAGGGUGAGAAAGUCAAGAGUGGUGAUUUUCUGUCUCUAAAUAAAAAAUUUAUAUUUAACAAUAAUAAUUGAUUAUUAUUCUUCGAGUGUGUGCUGGAUAUGAGUUGGCUAUAGUCAUCUCAUAUCCAACAAGCGUGAGUGGAAUUAUUGUUUGAUUAAAAAUGCCAACAAAAUAUCGAGAAUUUUUCCCGCCUUUAUUUAUAAAAACAACAGAUUUUCAGCUUGUUUUUAAUUUUGAGCAGAUGCGUACAGUUACCAUAUUUAGAGAGCAUGGUAUAAUGGCUCAUAUAGCAUGAUGGCUAAGCCAAUCAGAACUCUAGAAUUGCAUUAUCCAAUGAUUCAGUUUUUAAUAGAGGCUGUUAUCCUGUUGUUGAAGUUGAAUGUAAUCGAUAUCAGGUUUAACAUCACUUCCAUUUGUAGGCAUGAUCUGAUAGGCAUCUUUUCAACCACCAUAAAUGAGCUGAAGUCAGUCUCUGGAAUUACAUAUGAGGCAAGUUUUAUAACGUUUUGCACUGUAGCAGACCCUGCUAAGCACAUAGCCUCACAAAGCUAGAGAAUCUUAGCAUGUUUCAGUACAUAGUAACCAAAGUAAUUGAAUUUUUUAGUUUACUUACUCCAGUCCAGCAAAACAUCUUAUUGCAUUGGAAGAUCUUGGGCUUAAGGAAAGGGGAACUUACUCAUCCAUACCUUUGUUCUUUUUGUCCUUCCUUGUUUUCGGUUUUUCCCUCCCUAUGUAGCUUUAGGUAGCUUUACUACCCAUGAAAUGGUGCACUGAUAGAGUGAGGGGGCUGAGGGUAAAAUGAUCGCAGUCAGGGGUGUAGCCAGCUUUUUGACUAGUUGUAGGUUUGGCUGACUUUCAUCCCCACAUAUCCUGAAAAUUGCACACAUGACUAGUAUGCACUGACCUCACCAACACUUUCAGCUCUUAAGCUUUUUAGCUCACCCCAACAACGCAUAAUUUAUUACAAUCAGUAGAGGGAUCAAACCAAAAAUUUUUAGGCCUGGGCCUAAAGGGUCUAUGGGCUUGCUACACCCCUGACACUGUCGGCCUCAGGUUUGUCAGUCUGGAGGUUCUUCCUGACAAGUAAUAACUUGCAGCUUAACUUGUAGAUGGAGCUUGUAGAUGUAACUAUUUACAUGUGGCAUUUUUCUUUUGACAAUGUCAGGUCAUAAAUCCCAAGAAGAAAGCAAAGAAGAAAGGAUCAUACAAAAAUUCGGGCACAGUAAGUGUUUUGGACUUAAAAACUGCUUACUGAUGAGAGAAUUGGUAAUAAAAGUUUUUUACUCCUAAAACCCUAAGGACCAAAGUUUCAGAAAAUGCUUAAUUACUCAUCAUGAAAUGCUGUUAAAUAAAUUGCACUUAGCAAUUUAAAUUACUGCCCCAAAAGGUUUUAUUUUGUCAGGAAAUCAGCUGGCAGAUAUCCAAACUAAAGUUAGUGUCAAAUCCUGUUCUCGUUUUUUUCUUUAAAGGGGGGAGUAAAAAGGCGAAAAUUAAGAAUAAAUGUACCUUUUUUUCUGAUGGGAACAUUUGUGAUUAUAAUAUGCCAUUAGAUUGGAGCUGACCUAUAAACUCAGCUUCAGGAUCAGGCUAGAAAACAGUUAUAUGGUACAACCAAUGCAGCCGUCACCCUUUUCCCUGUUUUGAUAAGAAUCUGGUUUUUAAUCCUUUCCACAGGUUUCCCUGCUUCAAUGUAGGGUAGAGCAACAACCUUCUUUUUUGGAUUUCAUCAGAGGAGGGUAGCUACAUUUUAAUUUGUUGUGUACAUGAGCCAUGUAUCUAAAUAGAUGGUGUAUUAUUUAGUUUCCAUUUCUAGCCGGAGUUUUGCUUUUUUCUCCUCCCCUCCUUCCUUCUCCUCGCUCUUUCUCUUUCUCCUUUCCUCUUCCUUCGUUUCUGUGAUUUUGGAGCUUCUCGAGCUUAACCUGCCUUUUGACGCCUUUUCAAUCAAAUGACUGUAAAUUUCGUUACAGGUGGGUUUUCAAAAAAUCGGUUAGCUAUAGAUGUAGCUGAUUGUGCUCGCUGUAUUCAUUGACAGUUUUGUCUCAGUCUCGAGUUAAUGUUGUCUAAGCCCUAAGCAAGGAAUUACUGCACUUUCAUCCCAUUGAAAAUCAUUGGAAAAUCGUUGGGGAGUAAUUUUUAAAGCCUAAUAUUUUACUUUAUUUAGGGAUUAUUGUGGCGGUGUAUAAUGGGGUGGGGUGGGAGGGGAAGUGGCGAGAGUAAAUAAGACGUAAAUAACAGCCAACAAUAAACACAGUUUCCUUCAGUAGCACCUUUUCAGAAGAUACUGUGAAUUUAAACCGCAGAGUAAAGCUUGUCUUUUUAUUUAUUAUUAAUUUUGUUUAAAAAGUCAGAUGGCAAUUAUAUUUGAAGGUUUUGUUUUCUUUCAUGUUGCACAGAACUCAAAUAAACUUCACUGUAGCCAUUGAUUUCACUGCUUCGAAUGGUAAGAUUUCAUUGACGCUUAUUAUUGUCAUUGUCUUCGAUGUGUGCACUAAGAAGGGUAAUUUGCAGCACUGUUAAAAUUGCCUUAUCCAUCUAAGGCCUCAAAGGCAACCGUUGACAAAGGUCUGCUGUUUGUUUUCAGGCGACCCGAGAAAUGCCAAUUCUCUGCAUUACAUAAACCCUUAUGAACAGAAUCAAUACGUGAAAGCUCUUACAGCUGUUGGCAGAAUUUGUCAAGAUUAUGAUACGUAAGUACUCUUUUAUAACUAUGGUUACAAGUACUCUUUCUACUACUGCUAGUGUCUAUAAGCGUUAAAACCUCAAGAUACUAUUAUAGUACCUCGUAAAAGUUGCGCUAAACAAGUUUAGAGAGAGAUCAAACAAAUCAUUUGAAAACACAGUGGUUAAGAGCGAACCAUAGAUCCCAGCCGUUUCAUGUCGGAGAGGAGAGAAGAUGAUUCUUGUCUCUUACGUUUAACGUUAGUUUGUUCAGAGGGCGUAAACAAACUAACCACGCAACAGACUAGCCACGCGAACGAUGUCGUAAACGCUAAAAGCCAUGCAUGCCGUUUCAUGUCAGAGAGGAGACAAGAUGAUUCUUGUCUCUUACGUUUUACGUUAGUUUGUUCACAGGGCGUAAACAAACUAACCAUGCAACAGACAAGCCACGCGAACGACUUCGUAAACGCUAAAAGCCAUGCAAGAGACCUCUGCUCGCAGGGUAGUUAGCGUUUCUUCUCGUUUUUCAUUAUAAAUAGGGCACUGGUUUGUUCACCUAAAUUGGUAAACAGUAACAAACUUUCUCUAUCAGUGCUCUGUUUGACGCGUAUUUAAAGCUCCUUAAAGCGACACUGAAAGGAAAGAGGUCGAAACGCGGAUUUGAGGUGACAACUAGGAAUCGAACAUGGAACCUCCCGCACAGGGGCUCCAAGAAGUCGACUCGCCGCUAACCAAUUCACCACCAAGUAAUAGCGGAGCUCCUCGAGCGCGCUUCGAGCGGAGCCCCAUAUCUAAGAAAAUUUGGUAAUGUAUCAUCCGAGAAAAUUUGGUUAUGACGUCAGCGUACGACCUCCCGUCCAUACAGACGCUGGGGGAGGGCGAAGGGAGUCAGAAGUCAGCCUGUCGGGGGAGGAGUAUGUUAUAGCGGAGGUCAAAUUUUGCAUUUCAAGCGUCCCGCUUGUUUCGGCGGUAAUCACAUGGCCGCCCGGACUUUUAAAGAGAAAAAAAAAACAACAGCAACGAAAACGAGUCUUUUUUUCACCAGAUUUUAAUGUCUACAUUAACUUAGAUAACAGGGAAAGAGUGAGAGCGAGAAAUAAAUAACAACGCAGACCAAUUUUGUUGGAAGAAAAACAUGAAAAUUUUGCUACCAAAGUGAAAAUGAGCGGCAGUGAAAAAACAGAGUGAACAGGAACACAAAGGAAUCACGUUUUAGUCGUGCAAAACAACGGCAAGGAAAUGUACAAAAAAAUGGCUGUACGUGCAAAGUUGUUUUUUUUGGGGAAUUAGAAAAAAGUGUGCUGCACGUGCAAAGUGUUUUUUUGCUAAUUAGAUCUAUUGUUGUUGUUUUUUACCGUUCUCGUCGUUUUCACCUAGUCUUUAGUAUUACUCGAUUUAAUUUUUCUUUGAGGAUUGAGGAAACUAUAAAUAUUAAAAAGAGCUUCACUUUUAGUCCUGGCUAAAUCUAUACGUUAACUCUGUUAUAAUCGACGUGCGUACUCACCCAGGGUUACUUACCUAGGAUUUUUACGAUUUUAAAGAGUCAAAAGUGAAAAUCUUGACGAAGACCUAGGUAUUAAAGUAAUCCUAGGUUAGUAAACACGUCAAUUAGUGGAUAUAGCAGCUGUUCGAAGGAGAACUCACCAAUGGUGCCUUACCCUGACCCCUAACAAUACUAAAACAAUUGAAAGAAUGACAUGUCAGUGUUUCCUGCGACCAAUUAGGAGAGACCUUACGAGCAGCUCCUACACUACCCUAAUUAGUGCAGUUAUAGAGAGGAGAAGUCGUUAUGUCACGUUGCCAUGGUAGCAAAAUUUCUGGAUGACAACAAACCGAAAACGUCACUUAAAAACUGAAUUCGCACUGCUUUAAACUUCAUCGAUUUUAUUCAAUUUCAUUUAAUUUGUCAAAUGUUGGCGAAAUUUUGAAUCCCAGAGGUCGGUAUCUAAGUUUAGACAAAGGAAAAGAAAAUUUUUGUGUUGUGUUCGCUUACUUCAUAAAGCGGGCGCGUGAAGUUAGGAAGUUUCAUGUCGCAGUCGUGCAAAGACGGCUAAGAAAUGUACAAAAAAAACGUGAUGCACGUGCAAAGUUGUUGUUUUGCUAAUCAAAACCUAUUACUUCUUUUCCAUUCUUGUUGCCGUCGACAUCGUCGUUGCUCAAGAGUCCCUUUUGUUGUCAUCCAAAAAUUUUGACACUAUGGUAACGUUACGUCACACUUCUCCUCUCUCUUACGUGGUGGCGAUUAGACUUCUUGGUGGCGAGUUGACUUCUUGGUCGCGAUUGAACUUCUUGGCGGUGAGUUGACUUCUUGUAGGCGAUUUCGUUGGUGGCGAGAUGACCGUAAACCCCGCACAGAAGGCCGUACGCUAACUGACUGUGGUGAUCCUUGCUCCUCAUACCUCCCUACACAAUGAGUAAAUAGCUCUCUCACCUGUUAAAAAAACACUUUUAUAUGUUGGGGGGGAAUUUUUAAAGGCAAGAUUUUUACAUAGGUAAGACUUUUUGGGGGGUUGGGGUGGGGGGGUUUUGAGGGGUGGGGGGGGGGGGGGGGGGGGGGAGAAUAAAUAAGACGUAAAUAACUUAGCAAACAAUAAACGUAGUUUCCUUCAGCAGCACCUUUUCACAGGAUGCUGUGUAUCUAAAACACAGAGUAAAGCUCGUCUUUUUAUUUAUUAUUGAUUGUGUGAAAACGAUCAGAUGGCAUUUAUAUUUGAAGGUUUUCUUUUCUUUCGUGUUGCACAGAACUCAAAUAAACUUCACGGUAGCCAUUGAUUUCACUGCUUCAAAUGGUAAGAUUUCAUUGACGCUUAUUAUUGUCAUUGUCUUUGAUGUGUGCACUGAGAAGGGUAAUUUGCAGCACUGUUAAUUACCUUAUCCAUCUAAGGCCUCAAAGGCAACCGUUGACAAAGGUCUGCUGUUUGUUUUCAGGCGACCCUAGAAAUGCCAAUUCUCUGCAUUACAUAAACCCUUAUGAACAGAAUCAAUACGUGAAAGCUCUUACAGCUGUUGGCAGAAUUUGUCAAGAUUAUGAUACGUAAGUACUCUUUUAUAACUACGAUUACAAGUACUCUUCCUAAUGCUGUUAGUGGCUAUAAGCGUUAAAACCUCAAGAUACUAUAAUACCGCGUAAAAGUUGCGCUAAACAAGUUUAUAAAAGCUGCCCUUCUUCCAUAGAGAUCAAACAAAUCAUUUGAAAACACAGUGGUUAAGAGCGAAGCAUAGAUCCCAGCCGUUUCAUGUCUGAGAGGAGACAAGAUGAUUCUUGUCUCUUACGUUUUACGUUAGUUUGUUGACAGGGCGUAAGCAAACUAACCACGCAACAGACAAGCCACGCGAACGACGUUGUAAACGCUAAGAGCCAUGCAAGAGAUAAACCUCUGCUUGCAGGGUACUUAACGUUUCUUCUCCUUUUUCAUUAUAAAUAGGGCACUGGUUUUUACACCUAAAUUGAUAAACAGCAACGGACUUUCUCUGUCAGUGUUCUGUUUUACGCGUAUUUAAAGCUCCUUAAAGCAACACUAUAAGGAAAGAAGUCGAAACGGGGAUUUGAGGUCACAACUGGGAAUCGAACAUGGAACCUCCCGCACAGGGACACCAAGAAGUCGACUCGCCGCUAAACAGUUCGCCACCAAGUAAUAGCGGAGCUCCUCGAGCGCGCUUCGAGCGGAGCCCCAUAGCUAAGAAAAUUUGGUUAUGACGUCAGCGUACGACCUCCCGUCCGUACAGACACUGGGGGAGGGCGAAGGGUCUAAGAGUCAGAAGUCAGCUCGUCGGGGAAGAGUUUGUUAUUGGGGAGGUGAAAUUUUGUAUUUCAAGCAUCCCGCCCGUUUUGGCGGUAAUCACAUGGCUGCCCGGACUUUUAAAGAGAAAAAAAAACAACAGCAACAAAAACUAGUCUUUUUUCCCCCCAAAUUUUAAUGUCUACAUUAACUUAGAUAACAGGGAAAGAGUUAGAGCGAGAAAUAAAUAACAACGGAGACCAAUUUCGUUGGAAGAAAAACAUGAAAAUAAUAUAACGGCGGUUAGAAAAUGAGAAAUGCUAGCAGCUACCAAAGUGAAAAUGAGCGGUAGUGAAACAACAGAGUGAACAGGAACACAAACAUUUCCUCUGUAAAACGUGUAAAUAGGAAUCACGUUUUAGUGUAAAACAACGGCAAGGAAAUGUAUAAAAAAGUGUGCUGCACAUGCAAAGUUGUUUUUUUUGCUAAUUAGAAAAAAGUGUGCUGCACGUGCAAAGUUGUUUUUCUUUUUUGCUAACUAGAUCUGCUGUUGUUUUUUUUACUCUUCUCGUUGUUUUCACCUAGUCUUUAGUGUUACUCGAUUUUAUAUUUUCUUUGAGGAUUGAGGAACUAAAAAUAUUAAAAAGAGCUUCGCUUUUAGCCCUGGCUAAAUCUGUACAUUAACUCUGUACUAAUCGACGUGUUUACUCACCUAGAAUUACUUAGCUAGGAUUUUUACGAUUUUAAAAAGUCAAGAGUGAAAAUCUUGACGAAGACCUAGGUAUUAAAGUAAUCCUAGGUUAGUAAACACGUCAAUUAGUGGAUGUAGCAGCUGUUCGAAGGAGAAGUCACCAAUGGUGCCCAACCCUGACACCAAACAAUACUAAAACAAUUGAAAGAAUGACAUGUCAUUGUUUCCUGCGACCAAUUAGGAGAGACCUUACGAACAGCUCCUACACUACCCUAAUUAGUGCAGUUAUAGAGAGGAGAAGUCGUUACGUCACGUUGCCUUGGUAGCAAAAUUUCUGGAUGACAACAAACCGAAAACGUCACUUAAAAGCUGAAUUCGCACUGUUUCAAACUUCAUCGAUUUUAUCCAAUUUCAUUUAAUUUGUCAAAUGUUGGCCAAAUUUCUGGGUUGAAUCCCAAAGGACGGUAUCUAAGUUUUAAAAAAGGAGAAGAAAAUUUUUGUGUUGUGUUCACUUACUUCAUAAAGCGGGCGCGUGAAAUUAGGAGAUUUCAUGUCGCAGUCGUGCAAAGACGGCUAAGGAAUGUACAAAAAAGCGUGAUGCACGUGCAAAGUUGUUAUUUUGCUAAUCUUAACCUAUUACUUUUUUGCCAUUGUUGUUGCCGUCGACAUCGUCGUUGCUCAAGAGUCCCUUUUGUUGUCAUCCAAAAAUUUUGCCACUAUGGUAACGUUACGUCACACUUCUCUCUGUUACUUGGUGGCGAUUAGACUUCUUGUUGGCGAUUUCGUUGGUGGCGAGAUGACCGUAAACCCCGCACAGAAGGCCGUACGCUAACUGACUGUGGUGAUCCUUGCUCCUCAUACCCUUUCUUUGAGACAUUUUCAGUGGAGCUUAAUACUAUGUCAACACCAUUCUAAUUGUAGAGAUUGUAAUACUGAAUUGUUGCUUGUAGUGAUAAACUUUUCCCUGCUUUUGGAUUUGGUGCGCGUUUGCCUCCAGCUUGGCAAGUGUCUCAUGAGUUUCCCCUGGUGAGUACCAAGCUUUUUAGCCCUCGUGGCAGGCGUUCGAAGGGGAAUUGAGCGCGAAAGAAACGCGAGGGGCGCUCGAGGAGGGAGGGAGGGAAACGGCUGCAGGGAAGCCAUUGUGUUCCUCUCUCCUCGCGCCCCUCGCGUUUCUCUCGCGCCCCAAAUCCCCUUUCCCUUUUCCUUCGAACGCCUACCACGCAGGCUACAAGCUUUUAAAUUCCCCUGACAACAGUCUGUUCUUGUUGUAGCAACAAUCCUACUACAGUCAACAGUACUAUAGAAGAGCUUUCAUUUGAAACAUAAGUGUCUGAGUCUCACUUAACCUUACCGUUCAUUAUAGCUGAUAAAUUCAAAUUUUUAAGGUGUACAUCACGCUCCAAGAGACAAGUUUUUAGAUAUAGUGUACUUUUCAUACUCCGGGCACCAGAGGUGUUUUUUUCUCGCGUGCGGUUGGACGUUUCGUUGUCGGCGGCGGGCCGACAGAUCUUCGGCCGAAGUCACAAGUGGCAAGGCUUGACCGAAACCGGAAACCGCGCAUGAAUAGUCUCUGGCACCCAAGUUACUCUUUUUAUGUGUUGUGUACUGAAGAGGACUGUACUGUCUUCCCAAUGACAUACCCAGGGUUGGUUUUAAAGGGAUCCUAGACUCCUCUCCUUUCUCUCUGUGUACUUUACCACAAAACAGAAUUUUUGGAGAUGUCAAUGCUGCAGCUGCUCAAUAGAUUUAAGGACACAACAGAACGUGUUUUACAAAAGCCAGUUUGUUAACUACAGGUACACAAGCCUGCAGUGGUCGUAUUUGAUGCGAAAAGUCUAUGCUGUGAAGCGACUUGUAGCGAAAUGAUUUUGUGGAAAAAAAAUACGGAUAGGCAUUAAAAGCAAUUAUUGUUUCGAUUGUUGUUUGUUUUCAGAAUGGAAAUCCUCAAAACCCCAUGUGUGAAGGAAUUGAUGGAGUGAUGGCAGCUUAUUAUCACAGCAUUCAAAGGGUGCAGCUAUACGGUAACGUCAAUGGCGCAGCUUGAUUGUUAUGUAAAUAUGCUUGUUUUCAAGGCUAAUGGGGGUAAUACAGCAGAAAAGCCUAUUACUGGUGCCUUAGAGUAUUAUAAACCCAAUAACAGGCAGACAUCUUGGUAUUGAGGUUUGACACCAACUUUACAUUUGUGUUCGGAGAGUAGAAGAGAUCAUUAUUUUUAAAAUAAAAUUUUAGACUUUAUUCCAUAGCUUUGACGUUGCCUCCCUUAUAAUUUAACUGCAGGUCCUACCAACUUCGCACCAAUAAUAAAUCAAAUAUCAAGGUAAGAGGGCGUUGUAGUUGUUUGAAGCUUAGAUCAAUGUCGAUGUGAAAAUUACAAAGUUAACACCAAUCUCACUAUCUCGAGCAAGUGUUUGCUGCUCAUCACUCAACAGCUGGUUGCUGUUUAUAACUGCAGUUGAAUUUCCAAACAGCAUCUGCCCUAAUUCUCAUACUGCUUUGCGCGCGGCGAUAGAUUUUGCUUUGCUGUUGAGCUUCAUUUGAACAACUGUUGUUAAUUCUCGUGUCUUGAGGCAUUAAUUGAUAGUUUUUUCUUCAUUUCUGUAUAUUUUUCUCUAUUAAAAAAGACGAGUAUGUUGAGUGUAAACUUGAACCUUUGCUUAUUUUCUUUUUUUCAUGUUUUAGAAUUGCAAGUUCAUCGCACAGACAGAGCCCUGGAGAUGAGUAUGUAACACAACCAAUCUUUCAAUUGUCAAAUGAGAAUGGAGCCCUUUAGUUGGGCCUAGUUGUUCAAAGCCCGCUUUACGGCAACAACAACAACAGUUUAUUCAAUUAUCAAAUAAUUUAAGUCUUUGUUGUUACCCACAAGUAGCGGAGCUAUUUAAGGUGGGCAACAAUACAAUAACUGUCUCACAGAGCAUAUUCAACUAUUGGUUGCCAUGACAACCAUCUCUGGAUUUGCGCCAUAGUCUUUCGAGCAACGAGUGUUUUCGAGAUAUAACGAAGGCCGUAACCACUUCUUUUUCAAUUCACACCACAGUAGAAUUAAACAGUUUUGUCCCUUGCACCAGACCAGCCCAUCAAAGUCCACCAGCAUAAAUAAAUAAAGUGGAAUAGCAUUGUCUCUUCAAAGGGACGGGCUAUUUUCUUGGAAAAUCAUCACAGAUAGAAACAUACCGUGUUUGUUUCGACCAAAAUUUUCCGCGGGCCUGAGAACAAGAAAAUCUUAAAAUGGAAUGGACAUGGACGUAAUGAUACCAUUCGGGUUUGAAAUGGUCGUAAAAGGUAGUUAGUGCACUGGCUUGUUAGUUAGAAGUAAACUAUAAUUUGUUUGGGUUUUUAGCUUCUCUCUGCAUUCUCGUCUCGUGCUACUUUACGUUUUCAAUACAUAAUGUUUCCCUUUAGAUAUUUUGUGCUUCUGAUGUUAACUGAUGGAAUCAUCUCCGACAUGGCACAAACAAAGGAAGCUAUUGUUAAUGUAAGUAACUGUUGCAUGCACAAAAGCAACUCUAAGGGAAGGUAUUUUGAGUAUCAAUUUAGGGGGCCGACCUAGAAGUAGACCACUUAAGCCAAUGCCUUACGGCUAAUUAUAUAACACUUACUCAUCGGCUAAAUAAUUUAUCAGCCACAAUCGUGAGUUAAAUAGAUAGAAAAAUUAAGACCACCUUUUCCUUUCCCUCCCCUCCCUGCACCUACAUAUUAGCGAACUUAAUCAAAGACGUUUUUGAGCUGCCCUCGUCAACCGGAAGUGUAUUUUUGUCAUUCUUGAACGGUAGAAAGAGACUAAGAAAUACAAAUUUGGUGGCGUCAAAUUGUUUUAAAAUAAAAAGGACCUCACUUCCGGUUAACGUGCGUCGCUUAAUGGCGCGUUUUCGUGUAGUUUCGUCCUUGAUGUUUUUUUUUGAAGGGGGCGGGGGGGGGGGGGUUGGGGGGGGGGGGAGGGGGGUUUUUUUUUUCCAUUUUUUUUUUUUCCAGGUUUUUGGCUGCCCAAGGGAAAACGGGAAAUUUUUCCCUUUUACUUUUUGGUUGUUUCACCCUGUGCCCAAAGGGGGGUUCUUUUUUUUUCCACUUGUUAACCGGGGGCAGGGUUGAAUUUUUUGUUUGUUUUUUUUUGUUUUGUAAAACAGCUGCGUUUGGCUGUUUUGUCAUGUGUAAGAUUUUUAUUUCUUUGUGGGAGGAGAGAAAAAACUCGAAAAGACGAAGUGUUGUGCAUGAAUUGUUGUUUAAAAGAAGAGUUCCCCACGUUGCGGGUAUCGGGCGCUAUUGGGGGAUCGUUGUGUGUGUGUUUCUGUGCUGUUGGUUUUUUUUUGGGGGGGCGGGGGGGGGGGGGGGGGGGGGGCGGGGGGGCAGUGGGAUCUGUUUUUACCAUUUUAUUCUGUCCAAGCUUGUAGCUGCUCCAGAGCAAACAGUGAAUAUUUCGCCUUUACAUUUUGGAUGAUUCAACCUGUGACCGAAAGUAGGUUCUAUUCUAUUCCACUUGUUAAACGACGGCAAGUGUUGAAUUUGUUGUUUGUUUGUCAUUGUUUGUGAAACAGCCUGCGUUGGACUAUAUUGAACUCUGUAUUGUUCGCCUUAGUAGGAAAAUUGGACCCUUAUUAGCCCUUAAAAUGUCACAGGACACUAGUUAACUUUGACCCAAGUUCGCAAACGUCGCGCAUCGAUUAGAAAGACUGUGUGAGAAGCCAAACGUGGCCUAAGUUAGGGCGCUGUCCAUUUGUCAGAACGGGCCGCCCGGACCAUUGCCGGACUAGUCAGUUAUCAAAUGAAAUCGGAUUUUUUUUUGAAAUAGGCUUUUUGCUGAAACACCGUCUCCUUAGUACAUACUACUUAGGAUUAAACUGAUCUGGCUGGAUAGUUUUGAUUAAAAGUGAAAUUCGCAUCACGACGGGAAUAGUCUGGCCGGGCCGUUCCGAGAAAUGGAAAGCUUCCUUAGCUUCCUACACAGGAGUUUACCUUCUUUUGGAAAGAAUUGAGUGAGGAGCCAAAUUAACGCCUGCGUAAACGGAUAACAACAAGCAUAAUUUUGAAGCCAUUUGCAGAUAAUAAUUGUUCUUAACUAUUACAUGUAUAUUUUGAUUUUAGGCAGCUUCUCUGCCUGUUUCUAUUAUUAUUGUGGGUGUUGGACCGGCUGAAUUUGAUGGUAAGUACUUGAUAACUUUGUUUCGGAAAAGGCUCCAUUAUUGCUGAUUUAAAUUGUCUCAGUGAAGGGGAGGGGGGAGAAAGAAAGCCAAAACCAGCAGCGGUAUAUAAGCACAUAUAAUUGAAUCAGGACUGCAGACUUUCAGUAACUAAAAAAUACAAGGAUAGACAUUUACUCUCAUCUCUAAGAUGGCGCCGGCGUUUGGACUAAGAUCCAUGAUGAGGUUUCUUUUUCACUCGACAGGCUUCCUUGCUCAUCGUUAGUCCUUUCAAUGAAAAUUUGCCUACGAAAUGUCGCAAUCAAAAAGCAUAUAUGUGCUUACCUUAUUCCUUACCCUAGGGCAAGAAGAACUCGGAAUCGCUCUCUUAACCGCAUUUUAUGAACCCUUUCAGUGCCAAAUGUGGCCAAUGGCAAAUGUCGACCAAAUGUCCAAAUUUCAUUUGCUACAAUUUUGACCAACAAAUAGCACCAUAUGAAAGUACAGGCAGAGAGCUUUCAUUUGAAUGGUCACAUCAUAGGAUUUCGUCUGCAGACUCAAAAGUUAGACUCACCUUACAAAACUCCAUCAAACACUCUGGCACUGAAGGGGUUAAGAAGACAGCCAAGACCAAUAAAUAAUAUAACUUACCCAUUUCUCCAAUGAACUCUUUGCCAGUGCCGAGCAGCGGCAGCUUUACUUUCGAACAGCUUUCUUCGUCCACUUACGGAAAGAUGGCCACCAUGUCCUGACAUGAUCCGAAGAUCUUUUGGAUCAGUAAACAAUAGCCCGCAAAAAUUCAUAAGAUUUCAGAAAUGUGUCCAGUAAUUGCUUCUUAACACUUUAAACAGCUAGAGUACCAAAGAACAGAGCUGAUCAAAGAAGGAUGGAUGAGAUCUAACACGAUCAAAACUCGGCAAUCAUAACGCCGGUGGCGUUUGAAAAAUGUAGGCUAAACCUUUCAAAAGCGUUGACGCCUUAAUGAGCAUGCGCGAUUCAUAAGCGAAAGCAUGAUUUGUAUGCUGUUGCUUUGUUCUUGAUUUCAUAUUGAGAGAAAAGCUUUGAUUUAUAGCUCAAACAUCCCCUUCUGUCUUUACUUCCGCUGUGUUAGUUUUUACGGGGGCGUAACGGGAGGAGGUUACAUAGCAGCUGAAACAGUUAGGAAAUUAAAAGGAAAUCUUUCUUCAGUUGCGCCAUCAAUUCUGGCGAGAUUCCGUUUACAAUUCCGUUACUUUUGAGUAUACGUCACUUACACUACCACCAGGGUUCGCACGCGUUGUGAAUGUCCUUGAAUUUCGAAUUUAAAGUUCAAAGCCUUACAUGUAAAAGUCCUCGAAGUUACCAGUUUUAACUGAAACGUCCUUGAAAUUUGUUGCUCUUUUCAACCAAGUCGGAACCCCAAGUGGUUAAUGAGACAAUUACAAAAUAUUAUCGGCAGAUCAGAAGCAACACAAAUGAGUAUUACUGUCUUGAUUAUAAGUGGCAUGGAGUCCUUAAAAAUGAGAAUUACCCACUUAAAAGGCAUGAAUGAAGGAAUUCUUGUUCAAAAAGCGUAGGAACCCUGCCCAACGUAACGCCUCUUCAGCGUCCAGCCUGGUAUAUCCUACGGCCUCCGUAACUGGUGUUCUGGUGACGUGUGAAUGAUUCAAAGCCUUUAUUCGUGCCACACGUGACUAGCUUUUGUGAAAAAUUGAAUUAUGAUAUUAUGGUUAUUUAUUUUAAUUUCCUUUUUUUGCAUCUUGUAGCUAUGGAGGAACUUGAUGGAGAUACAGUUCGCCUGUCAUCGCGUGGAAGAAACGCGGAAAGAGACAUAGUACAGGUGAGGUAUUGCACUAUUUGUGUGUGUGUUCUAUUUAAAAAAACGAUGCUUAAGUCGCAUCCUUAGAAUGCAAUGUGUAUUUGUUGUAUUUAAGACAAACUGCCAGACAAAAAGACGAAAGAUAAUUUUUGAGGUAUUUUUUCUCCCUUUCAAAACUGUUUCCGUUUACCUCGAGUCUUCUCUAAACUCAAAAGUAUCAAAACUGUUCAUCAAAAUCUUUUAAAUAAGGUACCUUUGUAAUUUUCGUGGUAGUUCUGGCAGUUUUUAAAUUUCCAGCUUUAUUUUUGAAAACCCACAGGGUAAUUAAUUUGAAGAUGUUAUUACAUUGUGUGGGGUUAUUGCAUGUGUUUUAUUCUGCACUUUUUUUUCGUUGGGAUAUCUUAAAGACCUUUGUGCGAGUCAAAUUCAAAGUAGUUUUGUGAACUUUUCAUCAGUGACAUUGAUUCCGUAGCUUUGCAUAACUGAGUAGGGAAAAUUCAGCUUUGGACUCUGUGCCUUUUACACAGUGAAUUUCUUUCCACUUAAUUUCAGUUUGUUCCAUUCCGAGAUUUCCAAACCCAAGGUGCAUUAGCUGGCGAUUUACUCACAAAAGAAGUAUUGGCUGAGGUUCCAGAUCAGCUUCUGUCGUACAUGAAAUCAAAUGCUAUCAAACCAAAGCCACCUCAACCACUUUCAGUUGAAACCAUCAUGCCGAUUAUGACUCCUUCAGCCAAUCAAAACGCUCCAUUCACAACACUUCCCGGUCCACAAUACCCUGUCAAUCCGACUGCACCUCCUUAUCCAACCAAUCAAAACAUUCCUUACUUAGCCAAUCAGAGAGCUCCUUAUCCAACCAAUUAGUGAGCAGUGGGUAGUUAGUCAGUUCAUAGCGGAGCUCCACGCGUUCGCAAAGCGCGCGCGAGCGGACCCAUGAACUCAGACGAUUUGGCUGUCUAUCCAUACGGGCACGUGACCGUACGUCCUUUCGUCCGCACCACAGGGAAACCAAUAUGCAAUGUCUCACAUUAUUUCUAGAGUGGGAGCGUGCAACCUGAUGUUGCACAUUCAUAUUACUGUCAAUUACAGGGUAUCCGCUAACCAAUAUCACAUGACUAUAUCGCGGCUCAGGUGACGACCCAUCGAGGUUACGUGUUUUUUUGAAGUUGUCCACUGAAAAGUUUAUUGUUUGAAAUAACUUAUAAAUUCAUAUACGGGAACUUCGCUUUUAGCCUCGGCUAAAUGUAUAUAUUAAUAUGUCCUUAUAAAUCAUAGUUUGUGCCCUUCCGAGAUUACAUUGGACAAGCUGGGAAUGUCAUAAGCGGAGCUCGAUUGGCAAAAGAUGUGCUGGAAGAACUCCCAGAUCAAUUUCUUGAUUACAUGAAAAAACGAAACAUCAAACCCAGGCCUCCUCGAUACAACUUCUCACAUAUGGCCACUAUUUAAGGGACCAUUCACAAUCUCGUUGCCAGAGUCCGCGUUUUCCUAGACCAGCGGCGUCCAGUACUGAGUAGUAAUUUCUGCGUAAAACGAUUAUCCUGGGAUGCGCAGUAAAGAGAGCUCUUAAGCUUGUACGAAUUUGUUUCCCCAAUGUAACUCACAGCAAAAGAGAAUAUUCUAGGUAUAGAAUAUCGAUAAAGUAACCAUAAGGCGAAAUAGAGCCUUCAAAGCAUUUUGUUAGAAUAUUGUAAGAAUUUUUAUAUUAGAGUAUUGUAAGAAUAUUUAUAUUAGUCUGGGAAACGGCCCUCGAAUGGAGAAUAGAAAAUCCUUAAAUAAAAAUGACCGAGACCACUGUUUUCACUAAAACAGCUGGACGCACAACCUGGUUGAGGUCAUUGUUAUCUAAGACAUUAAAUUUCUAACAUGACUCCGAGGCUUUAGAGACAAAAGUGCAAAUUUUUCAAGACUCCAUUGUCUCUCAAUUCCAAGAAGAGACUUGGGCACAAUAAAAACUAAAGCAAAUAUAGAAAAAUGACCAGAAAGCCCCGGAGUCAUGUUAGAGUUUUAAUAUAUCGAACGUGGGCUAUUAGCGCAAGCUGAAAGGCCGAGUGUGGUCUGGGGGAAACAGACUAUUUCUAUCAAUAUAGUAUUAUAUACCAAUAUGUAGGAAAAAAUUCUAGGUUUUAACAUUUCCAGUGAGUGGACUUGAUUAGUUUUAAGUCACCCUUGGGUUAAACGUUUAGUUAAUAGUCUGUUCCAAGCUGGUGCUGACAAAACGUUUGUCAUCGGUACACGUGAGUUUCAUUUAAAACAGGCUGUUGAUUACCAAUAAGGUGAAAGUAGUUUAAGAGGUGCAUUUCUUUACCACAAACUAUGUGUGCUGAAGAACAAGCCUUCUGAUAUUCAGAAUUAUUUGUAAUGAAUUCCUAGGUGAAUUUUGCGUGAUAGCCUCGCAACAUUGUGAGGUUCUCUUGUUUUUUUGUGAAAGUGAACUUAGUUAUAAACAGGUGGUGAAUUCCUAGAGUAGCAUUACUCUUAACCCUUUAAGCCCUAAGAGUGAUCAGCGUCAAAUUUCUCCUUGAAAUAUCACUGCUUUAUAAAACAGAGUGGUCAUGAGAAUUAAGGACAUGAUCACACAAGAUGAAUCUAAUUGAUUCUUCAACAAAUUCUCCCAACUACGUCUUUUGAAAAUGUAUAGGGAUAACAAAUGAGAAUAUGAAUUUUCAUGUUAGGGUUUAAAGGGUUAACGAAUGUAGCAAGUUCUCUGUGUUGUAUGAGACAGAUUUCCGACAGAUUAAGUGUAUGUAGUAAAGAAUGUUGGUUCAUCGUUACUGAUAUGAAGACAAUUUUUUGUGUAUAAUCGGAAACUGUAAGAACUGUACUCUCGAGGCUUGUACAUCUUGAAACCUUGACAGUUCUUUUUUUACCAAAUAUUACUCGGGAAAGUGGGAGUCACUGGACCUCAAGAUCCGAGAGCGCGACGGCGGCAACUGCCCACCUACCCCUCCCCUAAGCUAACAUUAACACUUAUUUCUCACUUAGGGCAAAAUGAUGGCUUAGGGGAGGACUAGGUGGGCAGUUUCCCAGAAACCUAAAUUAAAUUUAUCCAAUACAUUAUCUACAUUUUUCCAUAAAAUUAAUGACAAUGUAAAGUAUUUCCUGUAAAUUUCCUUUUGGGUGUACCGCUCAUUUUAAAAACUGUAUUUAAAGACAAAAAUAAAUCGUGC
Molecule: messenger RNA, 23671 nt
Organism: Porites evermanni
Lineage: Eukaryota; Metazoa; Cnidaria; Anthozoa; Scleractinia; Poritidae
Source: the annotation of a GenBank genome assembly